AUGGCUCGCUCUCGGUCCCGGGAUCGCGCGAGGGAUGCGCGACGACGCCGGAGGUCCUCACCGCAAAAGGCCAAGGGCAAGCGCAAAGCGACCGAGAAGGAACAGAAGGAGGCCCAAGCGAAGCGUUUCGAGCAGGAGGUGCAGAGGCGCGUGCAAGAGCGAAUCCACAACAGGGACUUCGAAGCCACGAUUCAGGAGAAGAUACGAGGCGAGCUAGAUCGGCAUUUCAGUCUUGUAAAGAUCGAGAUUGACAUGCAGAAGAAGAAGCUGAUAGAAGAGUUCAGACACGAGCGAGAUCAAGAGGAGAGGUCGAAGCAGGAGCUUGAGGCCAUCAUCCGGACCAACCAACAGCGAACGCAGGAGCAGCAACAGCGAGUUGCUGCGGCAAUGGGGUCCCAGGCCGAGUCGCUUCUCCAUGAGCGUGGCCUCAUCCAGAAGAGAGAGGAGCAGCAUCGUAAAGUGCAGAAAGGUUUGGAGUCUGUAGGUGGCGGUGGCCUCACCUAG
Molecule: messenger RNA, 504 nt
Organism: Symbiodinium sp. CCMP2456
Lineage: Eukaryota; Dinophyceae; Suessiales; Symbiodiniaceae
Source: the annotation of a GenBank genome assembly